Messenger RNA from Arvicola amphibius (Eurasian water vole), 3731 nucleotides. It is a transcript of the gene Cbr4, whose product is annotated as carbonyl reductase 4. The transcript is spliced from 5 exons. Gene Ontology annotation, biological process: fatty acid biosynthetic process. NCBI's taxonomy places the organism in Eukaryota, Metazoa, Chordata, Mammalia, Rodentia, Cricetidae. The record is from RefSeq and is a predicted model, not a curated record. Gene Ontology annotation, molecular function: quinone binding; oxidoreductase activity, acting on the CH-OH group of donors, NAD or NADP as acceptor. Bases 86 to 796 code for a protein of 236 amino acids.
GCUAGGGUUGGCUGUCAGAAGGGAGUGUUCGCUCCCUUUUCCUCGUAGCUGUGUCUUUUCUUAGACGUUCUGUCCGGGGUCCAAGAUGGACAAAGUUUGUGCGGUUUUCGGAGGCUCCCGGGGGAUCGGCAGGGCUGUAGCUCAGCUAAUGGCACAGAAAGGCUACCGUCUGGCGAUCGUCGCCAGAAACCUGGAAGUGGCCAAAGCCGCCGCCGGCGAGCUCGGCGGAAACCACUUGGCAUUUAGCUGUGAUGUUGCUAAAGAGGAGGAUGUUCAGCAUACGUUUGAAGAGAUGGAGAAACAUUUGGGUCCUGUCAAUUUCCUGGUAAAUGCAGCUGGCAUUAACAGAGAUAGUCUCCUAGUGAGAGCAAAAGCUGAAGACAUGAUAUCUCAGCUUCACACUAACCUCUUGGGCCCCAUGCUGACUUGCAAGGCGGCCAUGAAGAUGAUGAUUCAGCAGGGUGGAUCCAUCGUUAAUGUAGGGAGUAUUAUUGGUUUCAAAGGCAAUGUGGGCCAGUCCGUGUACAGCGCCACCAAAGGAGGGCUCAUUGGGUUUUCACGCUCGCUUGCUAAAGAGGUUGCACGGAAAAAAAUCAGAGUAAAUGUGGUUGCACCAGGGUUUAUUCACACAGAUAUGACAAAACACUUGAAAGAAGAACAGUUCACGAAAAACAUCCUUCUCGGGAGGUUUGGAGAGGCUCUCGACGUGGCUCAUGCGGUUGUGUUUCUCUUAGAGUCUCCAUACAUCACAGGACACGUUCUGGUUGUGGAUGGAGGAUUACAGCUCACCAUCUAAUCAGAGAUGGUUCUGUUGCGAUGGUUGUUGAUUAGGGUCAAGUGCACAUUUUUUAAAUUAAUUAGGCAAUCAUAUCUAUGGGUGACAUUUGAUACCCAUAUAAUAAAAUGGUUCUAUCUUUAUAUGAACAUGUUUCAAAAGAACAAUGUGUGACCAGUUGUAAUCUAAAAGGUAUGAAUUCUCUAUUUUUAGAGACCAUAGAAAUUUUAGUACAUAGACGUUUUGUAAUACGUCAGUAUUAAUUUAUAUAUCUUUGCCUUAAAAAUAGAGGAUUCUGUUGUGAUACAGUUUAAUUGUAUCUGCUGGGUUUCUAAGACACCAAUUUUGUGCUGUUGCUAAAUAAGUAUUUGCGGACGACUGAGAUCAAUUUUUUUUAUUAGUUACUUUUUGUUGCUGUGGUAAAGCAUCAUGACCAAAAGCAACUUAUCGGAGAAAGGGUCUCUUGAUGCUUAUGGUUCCAGAGAGAUGGAGUCCUUCAUGGCAGGGAAGGCUGGCAGCAGUCAGGGAAAGCAUGGUGGUCAGAGCAGGAAGCUAGCUGGUCACAUUUCAUCCAUAUGCAGGAAGCAGAGGGGGAACAGGAAGUGGAGCCAGGCUGUAAAAUCUCAAAGCCCCCAGUGACAUACUUCCUCCAGCAAGACUGCACUUCCUAAAGGUUCCAUGACUUCCCCUAACAGUGCCACCAACAAGGAACCAAGUGUUCAGACAUGAACUCCUAAGGACAUUACAUUCAGACCAGCACAGUACUUAGAAGCCUUGCUAAGGCUCACCUUUUAUGUUGUAUGGUGCAUUUUGAGGCAGGAUAUCACAUUUAUAUCCUGUGAUAUCCUCCUCAGCUUGGGAAGCAUUGGUCUUAUUAGAGACCAAUUUUUGCUGGAGAGCAGAGAUGAAGACAUUUAGCUGAAUGCAAUAGAGAUAGCAUUUCUUUUGCCUUGAACUCCUGUGGGAAAUAAAGAACUAUUUUUAUAUACUAGAUUCAUAUUGAUUUUUUUAUUUACCAUCUUCCAAAUAUUUUUAAUAUUUUAUUUUAAAAUAAUGUUUUUUUUACCAAGGUGCUCAUAAUCUCAGAUACUUGGUCAGCUGAGGCAAGGCCAUAACAAGUUCAAGGACAUGCUAGGUUACAUAGUUGAAGGUCUGGGGUGUGGUAGAGCACUUGCCCAGUAGAAGCAAGACCCCAGGUUCAGUCCUUAGUGCUUCAGACUAGAACAGAACCAGACCCAAGAAUCCAGGAGUCAUCUAAUUGCUGUUUUCAAGUAGAACAUUAUCUAGAUGGAUUUUUGAUUAUAUAUAUAUUGAAAGUCAAAUAAAAAAUGAAUAAGACGUACUAAUAAAUUCAGAAUAAUAGUGCCGUAAAUCAAAAGCUGUGUACUAAAUAUGGAGUCCUUUAUCCCUGACAUACUUUCUUUACUUAGUUUAUUAGCAUUCUGUUUUUUCAGUCCUGGGGCUUGAACCUUGGGCUUUGGGCCUGCCUACUAAGUUAGUGCUCUACCCGUAGUUACAUCCACAGCCUUUGAUUCAGGAGAACAUCUGAUGUGAGUGCAGCUAGUACUACUGAAGGAACAGCCUGCUAAUGCAAGGUGGGGCAGUUGGAGGACUGUUAGGUAGUAGCAUUUCUAGGCAUGUUAGGUAAUGCGACACGCAGGAUGGCCCCCAGGUGGUGCACAUGGUAGGUAGGAGGCUUUGUGCAUAAAGAGUGGGUAGCUCCUUAUGCUCUGUCCCUUGUGUCUUUGGCCACCUAUACUUGUACAGGCCUCAGUGCCCUUUGCUGGACACACCAUGCUCUGAAGUCAUCAGUGAAGCUGGUUUGUUGUGUAAACAAGAGGAAAGCUAUGAGGAAGAAGUCGAGUAUGGUGACACUCACCAGGUUAUGGUGACACUCACCAGGUUAUGGUGACACUCGCCUGGAUAUGGUGACACUCACCUGGAUAUAGUGACACUCACCUGGUUAUGGUGACACUCGCCUGGAUAUGGGGAUACUCGCCUGGUUAUGGUGACACUCACUUGGUUAUGGUGAAACUUGCCUUGUUAUGGUGACACUCGCCUGGGUAUGGUGACACUUUCCUGGCUAUGGCGACACUCAGCUGGAUAUGGUGACACUUGCCUGGAUAUGGUGACACUCACCUCGAUAUGAUGACACUUGCCUGGCUAUAUGUAUAUAUAUGUAUAUGUAUAGUGAUCCUCAUACAUGGGGUUGGGGGAGGAAUAGAAGAUCAAGGUUGUUUUUAGCUACAUAGUGAGCUUGAGACUAGCGUGGGCUGUGUGAGCAAAAUCCAAAAACAGCAUUGAAAACUAGGUUACCAAUAGGCUUACCCUUGAGUCUAUGUUUGCUCUUUAAUAAAAUAAGCUGCUCCUCCCAUCUGUGUCAGACUGAAACAUGUGGGAAAGGGGAAAUAAAUCAUCACGGCUCCGCUCCUGGCGAACUCUCCUCCUGUCCUCACUGCCUUGGUAGAAAUUUCAACUGAGCACUUGAAUUCCGAGGCCCAAGAACUUCAGUGAAUUUUUGGGCUGAAGACUCAGCUCCGGCUGUUUUCCUCCUCCCCACAGCUCAUGGUCCAGCCCAUGCUGAACAUUUGAAGGAAAAGGUUGGUUGCCAGAGCCAACGUUGUCAGUUUUCAUGCUCGGGUUUAAAAAUGUGUGCUUUUUUUAUAUUUUUAUUCAUAUUCUAUUUACGAGGGGUUGUGUAAGCUUUUUACAGAUAGAAUUGUAUGCUGCAAAUUAGUUUCGGGGGAUAAUUUAUGCAGAAAAGCUAAGUUAAUCUACACGCAUCUCUUACCCAGAAUAAUGAGGGAAGACAAACAGCUUUGGGUAUUCAGGAGUUGAUACCUAUUGUUACUGGAGCAUUUUCCCCAAGCUUUGUGAAUCGGAAAAAGUGCGAAUUAUGAAAUUAGUCUACUGUCCUGCUUGACAAACAUUCCUAAAUAAAGUAUUUAAUAGCUGA